Molecule: messenger RNA, 1533 nt
Organism: Lodderomyces pseudojiufengensis
Lineage: Eukaryota; Fungi; Ascomycota; Pichiomycetes; Serinales; Debaryomycetaceae
Exons: 1
Coding region: 1-1533 (510 amino acids)
Biological process (GO): microtubule-based movement; mitotic spindle organization
Molecular function (GO): microtubule motor activity; microtubule binding; ATP binding
Source: RefSeq, a predicted model, not a curated record
AUGGAUAAGGAGCAGAACAAUAUCAAGGUGCUAGUUAGAGUGCGACCUUUACUAUCUAGAGAAAUACAGGAUGAAAUACCUCAGUCUUUAGUAUCAAUGCCAUCAAAUGAACAAACGUACUUACAAAAUCCUAAAACAAAUGAAUCAAAGUCCUUUUAUUUUGAUGAUUGUAUAUGGUCAUUUAAUAGAAAAGAUCCACAUUAUACAGAUAAUUUACAAUUCUAUAAACAAACUGGACCUGAUUUGUUAACUCAUUUAUUUGAAGGUUAUAAUGUAUGCCUACUAGCGUAUGGUCAAACAAGUUCAGGUAAAACUUAUACAAUGAUGGGAGAUCAAACACAACCGGGAAUAAUACCAUGUUUAAUAAAUGAUAUAUUAAAACAAAUGGAACUAUCAAUAAAUCAAAAGAUUCAUUGUGAAUUAAAAUUUUCAUAUAUGGAAAUAUAUAAUGAAUCAGUAAAAGAUCUUUUGAAUCCCAAAAAUCAAACAAAAUGUAAAAUUAGAGAACAUCCACAAACUGGUCCAUAUGUUGAAAAUUUAAAAGAAAUUACCAUUAAGGACUAUAAUCAUUUUUUGCAAUUAUUAAAUUCUGGAAAUUUGAUAAGAUCAACUGCAACAACAUCAAUGAAUGAUCAAAGUUCAAGAUCUCAUGCUAUUAUAACUUUAACUUUAAAACAAAUAAAAUUUGAAAAUAUCAAUGAUAAUGACGAUGGCAUUGAUAAUGAAAGUAUUGGAGAAGCAAGUGAAGAAAUGAUAUCAAAUAUUAAAUUAGUUGAUUUGGCUGGUUCCGAAAGAUUAACAAAAACUAAAUUAUUUGGUCAAAGUGAUAGAAUUAAAGAAGGUUCAUUAAUUAAUAAAUCUUUAACAGUUUUAGGAAGAUGUAUACAUUUAUUGUCCACUAAAUCCAAAUCAAUAAUACCAUAUAGAGAUUCAAUUUUAACAUAUAUUUUAAAAGAAAAUUUAUCUGGUAACUCAAAAACUUGUAUGUUAUUUUGUAUUUCACCAUUAGAUUAUGAAGAAAGUUUACAAACUUUAAAUUAUGCAAAUGAAGUUAAAAAAAUUAAAACAAUUGCGAAAGCUAAUAAAAUUAAAUUAUCAACAAUUAUAAAUUGGGAAGAGUUACAAAAAUCAGAUCAAUCAUUAAUUGGUUCGUUAAAGAAUGAAGUUGAAAUUUUGACUAGUAAAUUAUCACAAUUGGAAACAAAUGAAAAUGUAAAAUCAUCAUCAUCCACGUCCAUUUCAGAUUCACCAAAUUUCACAAAAAUUAUAGAAUAUUUAGAAAAAGAUUCAUCAAAAUUUAAAUUUGAAAAUAAAUAUUUAAAAAAUCAAAUAAUUAAUAAAAAUAAUCAUAUAAUUGAAUUGAAUAAUCAUAUUAAUUAUAUUGAAGAUGAAUAUCAAAGACUUUUAUUAAAUUAUCAAAUUCUAAAAAACUCAAAAUUUCAAGAUUCAAAAUUACAAUUACUUAAUGAAAUACAAUUAUGUAAUGAAAAUUUUAAAAUUGAUUUAACUGAAUUUGAUCCAAAAUUAUUUUAA